CAAUACAGUACAAGGGAGGCGUGGUGAACUUAGUAAGGCUACUUGGCCACCGGUUGCUUGUUUUUCUUGAUUUCAAAUACAACUACAAUGACGCAAACUGUGAGAUGUUGAUGCAGUGGGACGCAUUUUUUUUAAUGAGUUGUUGAAGUUGUGAUGUGCGCAAAGGAGGGGCGCCGCGUGCCAAACUGAGCGAACGCCGCCGGUGGGAACUGCACCAAAGAUGUCAACCUUGCUUUGCCACCCACACCAAAUCGAUUGUAUUACCCCCAAGAAGCCGGCUGCUCCACUUAUAAAGAGAGACGGGAGAAUAGUGCUCCGAAGACCGUGUUGAACAAGAACAGCUCGCAGCGACCAGGACUUUAAACCAUUUGAAGAAGUCAACUGGGUCCACUCUCAAAUCUAUCCAAGUCAUGCGGGUGGAGAGGAAAUGGCACAUUCUCCUGACUGUCCUCCUUCUGCUCAUCACCUCCAGCAAGUGUGUGGACAACAAGGAGGUCAAGCAGGAGAGGAGGACCCUGCUGGAUUUAAUCUUGCAGGUGAUCAGAGACAGCCAGCAACGAGACAAACAGAUUUGCAGGCGCUGCAGUCGGGGACUCUUUGCGUCCCUCCAAGACUUGAAGAUGCCCUCCCGUGAAAAGCCUUGGUACGUUCCCAGGCUGGAUAACCGUCAACUCACAGAAAUUCUUCCUCGAGAUCUGAAGAUGAAAAGCAAGUUCAUUCAGCACUUUGCAGGACCAGUCAAGUUCUCGUCGGAAUGCCGAACACACUUUGACAGACUUUAUCACAAAACAAGAGAUUGUUCAAGACCAGCAUAUUAUAAAAGAUGUGCAAGAUUGCUGACACGAUUAGCAAUGAGUCCACUCUGUGCGCGAUCAUAGAUUUCAUUUGUCCCAUCUUGACGGAAGAACAUGUUGCCAAGGAAGUGCCUUCCGAUCCACAGCAGUUAUAUAUGUACAAACAUUGUUGGGGAUUAUGAUAGUUUUUAUUUUUAUUACUCUUCUUGACAUUACCAGAAAUGCUUUUGAAUAUGUUAUUUUUUUCACAUGGAUGUUUCUGCUGUAUAUCAUACAGUACAUGUACUCUGUAUAUUUUAAAGGGGACAUUCAUUUAAUAUCCCACAUACUGUAUUAAAGUGUGUACUGUAUAGACUAUUUCCACCUGAGUUGGAUUGUUUUGACUUUGAUGAUUUCUCCUUAUGACUGAAGUCCUCAAUUGUUGUGAAGCCUGCAUUUGUCCUGCUCUUUUUUUUCAUCACCUUUUUAUUUGGCACUUGAGUGAUUGCUGACUAUGACAACAGAUGUGCUAACACAUGAUACUUUUGACCAAUAAAGACUAUUGAAGCAGA
This is a messenger RNA of Syngnathoides biaculeatus (alligator pipefish), 1345 nucleotides long. RefSeq names its product ALK and LTK ligand 1 (gene alkal1). NCBI's taxonomy places the organism in Eukaryota, Metazoa, Chordata, Actinopteri, Syngnathiformes, Syngnathidae. Gene Ontology annotation, molecular function: receptor tyrosine kinase binding; receptor signaling protein tyrosine kinase activator activity. The transcript is spliced from 6 exons. The record is from RefSeq and is a predicted model, not a curated record. The coding region runs from base 411 to 878 and encodes 155 amino acids. Gene Ontology annotation, biological process: positive regulation of ERK5 cascade; positive regulation of ERK1 and ERK2 cascade.